UACACACUGCUUUAUACUAAAGAAUAUAUCCUCGAAUGUCUAUAGUGCAACUCCCUAUGCCGUUAACGGAACGUAGAUCUACAUCUCGGUUUCUGUGAUCUGAUCUGGCUGAUAAUGCCCUUCUUUUUGUGAACAGGGGAGGGAAAGUGUAUAUAUAGAUGGCUUGCCCAAUGAUUUUUCUGUGACUGGAAACUGCAAUGGAAGCUUUCAAGAGUUACAGAUCAUGGAGUUUUGUCUCUUUAUUCAUUGUGAUCCUUUUCUGGGUCAGCACUGUGCAUGUUGAGUAUGCUGGUGCUAGAAACAUCACCGUGGGAGGAAAUAAUGGAUGGCAUUAUGGUUACAACUACAGUGACUGGAUCACAAAGGUCGGCCAAGUUUAUGUCGGUGAUUGGCUGGUGUUUAAGUACCCUGCUCCAACAUCAAACUCGAUGGCUCACAGUGUUGUGCAGAUACAAAACAAGGCCCGUUUCAAGAAAUGUAAUGUUGGUGCUGCAAUAAAACUGGCAGGUCCAACUCAAGGGACUGGAAAUGGAUUCCAUUUUAGAUUGAAAAGGGUCAGGCAUUAUUUUUUUGCUUGUGGGCUAGGCAAUACAAGGCACUGUACUGUUGGCCAAAUGAGGUUUGGCAUUUUACCAGUGGUGAAAACAGGUUAAGGCCAGGCAAGAUGCAGUGCAAUAUCUUUAUUUAAAUAAAUGAGUGGCAGUUUCUUUCAUUGCCAAAUUUAUUUUGGCAUUGUUGAAUGAUGAGUGGGACCCUUCGUCUCCUCCUCUUAUUGUUUUUAUCGUUUAGAAAUUGUGUUAUGUUUGUUGUGCAGUCUGAGGUGUGAUUUUAUAUCCACCCACUUUUUAUGAAUACAAAUAUAAAAAAAUUAUUUUUCAUAAA
Molecule: messenger RNA, 882 nt
Organism: Cryptomeria japonica (Japanese cedar)
Lineage: Eukaryota; Viridiplantae; Streptophyta; Pinopsida; Cupressales; Cupressaceae
Product: blue copper protein
Exons: 2
Coding region: 198-653 (151 amino acids)
Molecular function (GO): electron transfer activity
Source: RefSeq, a predicted model, not a curated record